AUGAGGUGUUUUUACAACAUGCUUUUAUUUUAAAACUUAAGAACAUAUUUUACUUUGAAGGUCUCGACCGGAAGUCUGGCAGUGUUUACAAAACAGCAGUAGCGACUUCCGGUUAGUACCACCAGUUAGCGGUCCUGUUAAAAUGUUUUGUUUUGGUCUUUAGUCGGAAUCAUUUUCUGUAAAUUGCCACUGCCAAUAAAGUUAUGAAGCAACAAUAUAAUGGCAAGUUAUGUCAAAAUUGCUUGUUUGGUUAACAAGUAGCUUGAGUCCUCGUUUGCAGCAGGUAGCUGAGUAGCAACAGAUGUGCAGCAUGGCAGCUUAAUUCAUUUCAACAGGUGCUAAACAGAAUCAGAAACGUGGCGUUAAUAACUUCAUGAUUGUAAAGUUAGGUGAAAGUCAGUGGUUUUUUUCCCUCUUUUGUCUCGUUUAGUUUUCAGCUGUUGUGCCUGUGCUCGCCAGGUGUUAAUUUAAGCUGUUAUUUUAGUUUUUUUUUUUUUUUUUUUCUGAAAUUUGCCACAAUUGUGUGUCAUGAUCGCCGGCCGAGUCUUGGUAAAUCUUAGGUUUUGGUGUCCGAAAGGCUUUUGUGUACAAAGUAUAAAAUCCGUCAAUGAAUUGCCGUUUUGGAAGCUGUAUUCUACAACUACAGAUCACUGUGGGAAAGUCAGAUCAUUUAAACCAUCUGCACACUGGGCCAGACAUCAGGCCACAGCACAGACCUCUUUCCAACUGCACAAAAUAGGUGAUAUGCAGUCGUCAAGGGUCUCCUGUGAGAGAGAGGCCAUUUCUGUGGGGUUAGAUGAUGAAGAUGAAGACGAGGAAGGUGGUGGUGGUGGGAGUUUGGUUGAGCAUGAGAGUAAAGGCCAACAGGAGGACAUUACUACCUCAGAGCAGGUGGAUGCCACCAGCAUGGACAUCCAAGGAGAAGAAGCCACAGCAUCAAAUGAGAAACUAUCAAAGGGGCAGAUGAGGAGGAAAAAGAGGAAGCUGAAGAAGAAAAAGCUCAAGUCAUCUGAUAUUUCUGAUAAUUUAAUGUCAGAGCUCCCUUUUGCACUGACUAGCCCCACCACGUGGAAAGAACUGGGAUUCCCUAACCCAGAGUCAACGAACAAAAAGAGAAAGAGGAAAAGAGGAGACAGCGGAGCCCAAGUGGAUGGUGAGGAAGAUGGAGAGAAGAAAAAGAAGAAAAAAGAGAGCCAAAGACCCAACUACUUUGUCUCCAUCCCCAUCACUAACACUCAGAUAAGCUCAGCUGUGUCUGAGGUUCAGGAAGCUGUGCUUCAGCAGGAGCCUCGAUUGGCCAAAGCCAUGCUCCCUGUCCCGACUCUUCACAUCACGCUGCUCGUCACCCAUCUCGCCAACCAGGAGCAAAUAGACCUGGCGGCAGAUGCGCUGACUCGGGCUGAGCCGUCAGUGGCUGAGCUGCUGCGGGGGCGGGACCUGGAGCUGCCAUUCUCAGGGAUCAGUCACUUCAGGAAGGAGGUGGUGUUUGUCGGAAUGGCCAGCGGACAACAGAGAGACACAUUGGACAGCUUGGCAGGGCUGUUGCGGAGUUCGUUUGAGGAGCAAGGUCUUCUACAAGGAGACUCUCGUGGCUUCGAGCCCCACCUCACCAUUAUGAAACUGUCCAGAGCAUCAAAACUACGUUCUCAGGGUAUAAAGCGCGUGGACCCAGCACUUUAUUCAGAGUAUACCAACAAAUUUUUUGGAAACCAGAUGGUGGAGCGGGUGGAUCUUUGUUCUAUGUUGAAAAAGAAGCAACAAGACGGGUAUUACCACACUGAGACUUCACUACAACUAGAUUUACCACCGAAACCAUUCCAACGCUCAAGUGGGCGUCGCCGGUCUGAGCCAGACGAGGCGGAGCUGCUGCGAGUGAGCAAGCGAUUGGUGGACGACGCCGUCAAUCGCGCCCUGCAACAGUUCAAACAGGAAACACUUCAAAAUGGGGGUGGCCCCAAUACGGCUACAUGGCAGGGCGCCGGAAACGCAGAGGAAACCUCUACGAAGACGGAUACUACAGCUAACUCCUCCACAGACAACAGGAAGUGACCUCAUCUGACAGAGGCACGCAUGUACUGAGAAAAACCAGCAGCCCAUCAAGGAAACCAUCAAGAGCAGGCCUGGCUAACCAGGAGAGACGUCAGGGGGACCCGGGCCCGGAGCCUGAACCAGCUAGCCAGUCCUGCUGGCCACCCUCCCUCCUGAGCUCCACUAAUGGAUAUCGUAGCUUCAGAUCACUGCUCGGAGACCGUCCCACACCAGCUAGCUCAGCCUGUCAACUCGCCGGCUCUACGGUCAGAUAUCGUCCUUCACUCCUGCGGGAGUCGUCCCAGAAAACGCGUGAAGCACUCCCGUAAGGACACACGUGCUCGUCUAGGCUUCACUGUGACCUGCCACUCAGAAACUGCCCUUUUAGAAUGACACGUUUAUAUUUUGUAGAAGAGAUGGGUUUACUGUCGUCAACACUUAAAAAAGGACUCCUUAAUGUCCUAAUGACUAAUUUCAGGUGAAGAAAACAUGAAAUCCUUAUUUGAACUUUGUUUUUUUUUCCGUCUCCCAUCGUUUAUCUUUAUGGCUGAAGAGGAUCAAAUAACCAGAGCUGGUGUGUCUGAUCGUGACUGGCUGGAUUCCUCAAACGUCACCGUUAACAUGUUUCAGUAUGUCAGACUUUGGCGCGCGUCAGCUUUUGUCUAAGUGGUUGUUUGUGGCUUUCGACUUUGGAAGAAGGAUUUUUCUUUUCCUUUUCUUCCCCUCGGGUUGAGCUUCAAGCAUUAAAAAUAACCGCGCCGCGUCAACCAAGCGUGUUCUGCCGUGGCGGCACCGAGACAAUCAUCGAGUUUAGAUCAGUUCACAUGUGAAACACAAAACUGGCACCUUGCCGUUGACCCAAACUGGAUCCACUAACGCUCGUACAGACUCCUACGUCGGUCUGGCGUCCCUAACGAUUGUUCUCUACUAACAACACUAACUUCACCCGACUGCCAGGUGGAUCGCAGGCCGUCGGUUGAGGAUGAUGGGAAAUAACGCAGUAAAACAGUACACUAUUGAGUUGCCAAGAACACAUCUGACCUUCAUCAACACCAAAAACUCAUGAACAACUGCAUGUUCCAAAGGUUAAUUUCAUCACUCACCUUCCUGUCUGAAUGUUGUUUUUUGUUCCUCAAAGGGUAUACCAUCAUUGGGUCAGACAGUUUUAUUUGUUUGAAUAACAAACUAUAGAUGUUGAAUUCUUCAAAUCACCAUGGACUCUGAUGGGUGUCAGAGGUUCAGUGAUUUUUUUAGUUUGUUUUUGUUUUAUUUAGUUUCUAGCGCUGAUCGUGUUCUGUAGUGCUGCACGAUCAGUCAAAGCCGAGCGUUGAUCCAGCCGGACUAGGAGGUGCAUUCAGACAAUCAGACCCUCCUGCUCUUCACUUCACUGUCCUCCCCCACUUCUUCUUUUUUUCUUUAUUAAUCCCCCACUUAAGCUUAACAAGUCCAUCCAUGCCAUUCAGAAACAGCUUUGCAUCAACUAAAAUGAAAGGAGAUUGAAAUUAUGCAAUCUGUGAAGAUAAGGUCUUCAUCUGAUGGCAAGAUUACAAUAAAUAUUAUUUUAUUCUUUUUAACUAUUUAUUUGACUUGAUUCUUUUCCCUGUUUAAGAAAAAAAAAAGAUUUUAUCUUAAAUGUUUGACUUUUGAAAUGAAGGUAAAAGCAGUCGGCAUGUAUUUUUGACAACCUACAAAAGCACAAAAUUUUUGAUUAGUUUUUAAUCUUUGUUUCAGAUGUAAUAAAGCAGGUAAACACGCUGUCCAAUCAGCUCACCUCUUUACGAAGCGGCCUUCAGUCACUGAAACAAAUUCACUUGAUUCUCUUGUUUUCUCAGAUGUUCUUACGCACAUUGGUGAUCUUUUUUUCUUUUUUCUUUUCCAGCCAAUGUGGGGAAAUAAAAAUCACUUUGCUGGAAGAUUUUCCAAAGUCUCCGAAAUGGCUGAAGAGUUGCAUUCUUGAAUAAAAUGUUAAGAUAUAAUAAUAUAUGUCCACCAUAAAGCAGAAUUAGUGCUAUCAGCGAGAUGCGGUUGCAGACCUGUGAUUUACUGCCACCCAACCCUUUGUGGAAAAAUGCAACCCCCAUCCCCAUAAAAUCCACCAAAAGACCGUCACUGUGGGAUAACUGGAAAACGUCAAAAACAAAGGAGGAUUCUGUCUUAAGGUGGACUUUUUAGUUUGAUCUUUUACUGUCACCAGAUCCUUAAUCUCCUUAAAAAAUCCCCUUUAAUACUCAAAUUGUCUUUUGGAAUUGUGUGGUUAGUCUGGUCAUCUGGUUUCUGAAAGCCGGUGAGUGUGUGUGUGUGUUUGUGUGUGUGUGUGUGAGUGUGUUCACGCAGUGUGGCGGGAUGUUUGAUCGCUGGUUCCCUUGAGAAACUCGUCUGUAUCAAUCAUCCGGUGGCAGCAUGUGAGAAUGACGGUACAAAUUAACCUUGUCUGUUUGUCUUUCCACGUGUUCACGUGUAUGUCGGGCAGUGUGGGCGUGUCUUUGGUCUGUGUGCUGUAUAUCUUGGUCUGACAUGUUUGAACAAUAAAACAGGAUAUGAGAUUCAAAACCAA
Messenger RNA from Cololabis saira (Pacific saury), 4582 nucleotides. Its product is annotated as A-kinase anchor protein 7-like. Lineage: Eukaryota; Metazoa; Chordata; Actinopteri; Beloniformes; Belonidae. The transcript is spliced from 11 exons. The record is from RefSeq and is a predicted model, not a curated record. Gene Ontology annotation, molecular function: protein kinase A regulatory subunit binding. Bases 529 to 2049 code for a protein of 506 amino acids. Gene Ontology annotation, cellular component: cytosol.